Molecule: messenger RNA, 963 nt
Organism: Westerdykella ornata
Lineage: Eukaryota; Fungi; Ascomycota; Dothideomycetes; Pleosporales; Sporormiaceae
Exons: 3
Coding region: 1-963 (320 amino acids)
Source: RefSeq, a predicted model, not a curated record
AUGGGGACUUCGAGCUCAACCCUAUCCAGACACGGUACCAGCAGUGUUGUAGACGAUCGUCCGAUGAAGACGGAGGUGGAACCCAUUUGUUCCCCGGUUCCUCCUCUCCUCGUUGAGAGCCGUGAGAGCCGCGAGAGCCCCGAGAGCCGCGAGAGCCGCGAGAGCCCCGAGAGCCCCGAGAGCCCCGAGAGCCCCAAGAUCCCCAAGAGCCCCAAGCGGUCUGGGUGGACUUCGUCUGAAACAGCAACCAACACAUCCAUCUCCGAGGACGGAACACCAACGACACAGCGCAAAGGAGUCUGGUGCAAAUGCUUUCGUCUCGAAGAUGGCUCUACGUGGAAGGUCGACCAGCCUCUGUCUUCCCUGAAAUAUCAGCAGGUGGUUCCGCCGUCUGAAGCCCGGCAAGUCUUCACGUGCCGUCUUCAAGCAGACCCAGCCGGCAAGUACAAGGGUAUCCUAGAGGCCGUUGUCAAGGUGAAGUACCAUGUUUUCGCUCACGUAGAGCGUAGGAUUCACGGAACGAAGAAACGUGUCCAAGAGUAUGAAGAUGCCGUCAAAGAACGGGCGUGUAAGGCAGGAGCAUCCCCAGAGAACCGAGUCCGGGCCCACAACCUACGGAUUGCACAAGAACGCCUCAAGAACGCUACCAAGCCGAACCCUACGCCUAGCCCUGCUACACAACGCGAGUUGAAAGCACUCGAACUUAUGGCUAAAGAGGGCUGUGCUUACACUCUACAUCUCCUAGAACAUGCCGUGUACACUGUCGAUACACAGAUUGACAAGAAGGCAAUGCCAGGUGGCUUCCUUGUUUACAUACUCAUGACGAAACUACCAGGUCAGCCUAUUGUCUAUGGGUAUUGGGAGCUCCCGCCCUGCGAGAGGGACUUGAUCCGGAAGGCGUUCAAGGAGGCUUUGACGGAGGUCUGGAAACUUGGGAUUUACCCUUUCGACCGCGCUCGCUGA